AUGGCAGCAGUUAUUAUUCCUACUUAUGAAGAAGAGUCUGAACAGGUGAAUGUUGUGUUCCCUAAUCAUAGGCCAGGGUAUAAUCCGUACUCUAGUACCUAUAAUCCAGGUUGGAAAGAUCACCCGAACUUCAGCUACGCAAACAAGCAAGAUGUAGCUCCUAAUCCGUAUGUUCGACCAGGAUUUCCUGCAACUACAUCCAUGUUCCAACAAAGUCAACAGAAAGUUGACCAACAUAUGCAGAAGACUGACUCUGCUAUUAAAGAUCUACAGGCCCAGAUGGGGCAAAUGGAAACUGAGGUUAAUCAGCUGAAAGCACGAGCAUCAACAAAGCUUCCAUCACAAACUUUUGUGAAUCCAAGAGAGAAUUUUAAUGAAGUAUUUUUGAGGAGCGGAAAGCAGACAGAAGAUCCAAAGCAACAAGAAAAGUCAAAGAAGAAAGUUCUAGACAAAGAAAUUAUGGAUAUCUUCAGCAAGGUGCAUAUCAACAUUCCAUUUAUUGAGGCUAUCAGAACAAUACCCAGGUAUGCCAAGGUUCUGAAGGAUUUGUGUACAAGGAAAGAGAGGUUGAUUGCUAACGAGAUCACUCAGGUGGGAGAAAGCGCUUCAUCUAUGUUGUUGAAAAAGAUUCCGACAAAAUGCAAAGAUCCUGGCGGUUUUACAGUGCCGAUCAAUAUUGGUGACCGACGAUUUGAGCGUGCUUUGCUUGAUUUGGGUGCUUCUAUAAGCGUAAUGUCAUCCGAUGUUUAUGAUUCUUUGAACCUGGGACCAUUGAAGGAUACAUGGAUUAUCAUUCAAUUAGCUAAUAAGUCUAACAUAUAUCCUAAGGGACUUGUGGAAGACGUGUUAGUACAAGUGAAUGAAUUGAUCUUUCCGGAUGAUUUCUUUAUUGUGGAUAUGCAUAAUGGAGACAAUUGUUCGUCUACUUCAUUACUUCUCGGGAGACCGUUCAUAAAGACUGCUAAGAGGAAGAUUGAUUGUGAUACUGGGACACUCACUAUGGAAUUUGACAAAGAGAUUAUACUUUUCAAUAUCUUUGAAGCUAUGCGUUAUCCAAGUGAUAUCCAGUAUGCAUUUUAUAUUGAUGUUAUUGGUUCGUUAGCACAGCAGAUGUUUGAUUUGAACAACGAUGAACUUGAAUCUUUUCUACAAAAUAACAUUGAUUUGGAUGUCCAUGGAAUUCCUAACUUGGACAUUGAUAUUUGCAAGGAGGUUUCUGAGGCGUGUGGCGCUUUAACGGCAUCACAAGAAGUUAUAACAUGUAAUAUUUCCUAUAUAUCUUUACCUGUAACUGAUGAAGUUCCUUUACCCUAUAUUGUGCAGGCACCUAAAUUAGAGUUGAAGCCUAUACCUGAUCACCUAAAGUACUCCUACUUGGGUGAUAGGGAGGAGCUUCCAAUCAUUAUUGCAAAGAAUCUCACAGCAGUACAGGAAGAACGCUUGCUUAGGGUGAUUAUGCAGUCGGAGCUGUUUUGA
Messenger RNA from Papaver somniferum (opium poppy), 1476 nucleotides. RefSeq lists its product as uncharacterized. Bases 1 to 1476 code for a protein of 491 amino acids. The transcript is spliced from 4 exons. NCBI's taxonomy places the organism in Eukaryota, Viridiplantae, Streptophyta, Magnoliopsida, Ranunculales, Papaveraceae. The record is from RefSeq and is a predicted model, not a curated record.